Molecule: messenger RNA, 597 nt
Organism: Acanthosepion pharaonis
Lineage: Eukaryota; Metazoa; Mollusca; Cephalopoda; Sepiida; Sepiidae
Source: the annotation of a GenBank genome assembly
AUGACAAUCCUUUCCCUUUUGAGGCAGCAGAUCCAGGUCAGAGUAGAGAUAGCUUCUACUCUACCUUUCUUUCUUUCUUACCAAUUCAUUCCACUCUGUCUCUUUCUUUUUCUCAAUAUGUCAAGUCUUGUUUGUUUCUUUCUUUCAUUCUACAGCCUAUCUCUCUCUCUCUCUUAUUUUACUAAUAUAUUCCGAGUCCUUCAUUUCUUUUUUUCUUUUUCUACCUUGCAUUCCCGCCUUUCUUUCUUUCUUUCUUUCUUAAUAUCUCUUAUUUCAUAUUUAGUAUUAUCUACCGACUUUUUCUUCCUUUGUCUUUUCUUAAUAGUUCCUUUGUCUUUCAUUAUAUCUUUCUUUGGUUAUUCUUAUAUUCUUUUGACAUCGUCUUUCUUUUUUCUUUCUUUUUUUGUUAUUUUAAUAUUCUUUCUUUCUUUCUUUCUUUCUUUCUUUCUUUCUUUCUUUCUUUCUUUCUUUCUUAAUCCUCAUAAUUUGGUUGUAUAUUCCCCUUUUCUUUCUUUCUUUCUUUCUUUCUUUCUUUCUUUCUUUCUUUCUUUCUUUCUUUCUACACCUUCUCUCUCUUAUUCCGAGUGUUUUCUUUAG